GGGCCGGGCAUGGCGCGGGGCGCGGAGCGCGGCACCAUGAGCGCCCUGGGUAGCCCGGUGCGGGCCUACGACUUCUUGCUCAAGUUCCUGCUGGUGGGUGACAGCGACGUGGGCAAGGGCGAGAUCCUGGCGAGCCUGCAGGACGGCGCCGCGGAGUCCCCGUAUGGCCACCCGGCAGGCAUUGACUACAAGACGACCACCAUCCUACUGGACGGCCGGCGUGUGAAGCUACAACUCUGGGACACGUCGGGGCAGGGAAGGUUUUGUACUAUAUUCCGCUCCUACUCACGAGGUGCACAGGGUGUGAUCCUGGUCUAUGACAUCACAAACCGCUGGUCUUUCGAUGGCAUCGACCGCUGGAUUAAGGAGAUCGAUGAGCAUGCCCCAGGCGUUCCCAAAAUCCUGGUGGGGAACCGGCUGCACUUGGCCUUCAAGCGGCAGGUGCCCACGGAGCAGGCCCGCGCCUAUGCUGAGCGCCUGGGUGUGACCUUCUUCGAGGUCAGCCCCCUGUGUGACUUCAACAUCACCGAGUCCUUCAUGGAACUGGCCAGGAUCGUGCUGCUGCGGCACGGGAUGGACCGGCUCUGGAGGCCCAGCAAGGUGCUCAGCCUCCAGGACCUCUGCUGCCGGGCCAUUGUAUCCUGCACACCUGUGCACCUGGUGGACAAGCUCCCGCUCCCUGUCGCCUUAAGAAGCCAUCUCAAGUCCUUCUCGAUGGCCAAUGGCCUCAAUGCCAGGAUGAUGCAUGGCCGCUCGUAUUCACUGACCACCAGCUCCUCGCACCGCAGGAGUCUACGGAAAGCCAAGGCUGGCCAGCCGCCCCAGAGCCCAACCAAACACUGUGCCAGGAACAGCUGCAAGAUUUCCUAA
This is a messenger RNA of Orycteropus afer afer, 870 nucleotides long. It is a transcript of the gene RAB40B, whose product is annotated as RAB40B, member RAS oncogene family. Gene Ontology annotation, cellular component: synaptic vesicle; endosome; plasma membrane. Lineage: Eukaryota; Metazoa; Chordata; Mammalia; Tubulidentata; Orycteropodidae. Gene Ontology annotation, molecular function: GTPase activity; GTP binding. The record is from RefSeq and is a predicted model, not a curated record. Gene Ontology annotation, biological process: protein localization to plasma membrane; intracellular signal transduction.